CUCAACUCUCAAUGCAUUCAUUUGUGUUAUCAUUGAUUCACUCAUUCAUGCAAUUCAUUAGUCACUCAAUCACUGAAACGAUAGACUAUUUAAUAGGACUUCGUUUGUAAAACACGUUUGCAUUGUCUCUCGUAUAACACAUCCACUGAACACGUGUUGUCUGCGAGAGCUGUGGACAGCAGUGACCGAUAGCUGGUCCGCGAUGGCCAAGAAUAAUAGCCGGCAAACGGGUGGUCAACAGUGUCCACUGCACAAAGUGAUCAUGGUCGGAUCCGGUGGGGUCGGCAAGUCUGCGCUCACACUCCAGUUCAUGUACGACGAGUUCAUCGAGGACUACGAGCCGACGAAAGCGGACUCGUAUCGCAAGAAAGUGGUUCUCGAUGGCGAUGAGGUGCAGAUCGACAUCCUG
Oppiella nova is the source of this 409-nucleotide messenger RNA. The record is from the annotation of a GenBank genome assembly. NCBI's taxonomy places the organism in Eukaryota, Metazoa, Arthropoda, Arachnida, Sarcoptiformes, Oppiidae.